CGCCUCCACUUUCAAAUAAUAAAAAAUCAGCAAAUCAACGAUCAUCACCAGGACCAUUGCAACAAUCAUUGCUGGGACAAUUGCAUGAACAACCACCUGAAUCAAUACAUGAACAACCACCAGGACUGUUAUGA
Messenger RNA from Dentiscutata heterogama, 134 nucleotides. The record is from the annotation of a GenBank genome assembly. NCBI's taxonomy places the organism in Eukaryota, Fungi, Glomeromycota, Glomeromycetes, Diversisporales, Gigasporaceae.